AUGAAUCUUAGAGAAGUCCUUUUUUUCGCUAAAGACAUUAAGAUGUCUUCACGCUUGUUGGCGAAUUGCUACCUUCAGUUACCUUUAUCCUGUCAUUCUUGUAUUCCCGUAGAGACACUGAAUUGGGCUAAGUGUACUGGUAGUAAUCCAGGAGUCAGUGAGGAUUAUACAAGUUAUACUUUAAACGAUUGGGAUACGGAUAGUUUCGCUUCCCUCGGAAUUCAAGAAAAUGACGAUGCCAAUGCCGUUAAUAUUGUGUUACGUAAUCUUGUCGAUUUUUAUCAUUAUGAUGUUUUGCAUCAUAUGAAUUAUUUACGGCCUUCAAUUGACAAAUUGGUCCAAAAUUCAUUAAGAGAAACCCCACAUUUCGCAAACAGCGAUUGUAUGGAUGCACUUUUGCAGGAGAAUGAAGCUUUAGUUAAAGAAAAAAAUAAGGUUCAAGAUGUUAUAAAAAGCUUAUCGAGUGAAAUAAAUAAUUUGCAACAAGAUAAAUUAGCUGAUCAACAUCAAAUCGAAAAACUUCAAUGGACUAUUCGAACGUUGACGCAAAAAGUUCAGGAGACUCAAGCACAAAAACUUAAUGAUAAUGACACGACUUGCAAUUCAUAUAUUGAUAAUUUGAUCCAGAAAAAAAAUUCUGAGCAGAUCCAAUCAUUAGUUCGAAAUAUAGAACUAGCCAAUAGGAAAAUUUAUCGACUAAAACAACUUAAUACAAAGUUUCUUGCGUUACGUUUUAAAAAACAAUCUAAAGGACUUGCUAAUUUACAAGGCUCUUACAAACUGAAUAAACAAAUAAAAUUUAAAUGUGACCCACAAGAUUGUCGUAAAUCAAAUGCUAUUUCUUCUAGUGCCCGAAGAACUUUUUUACUUUACUCGUACCGUCGGAAGGAUAGCGUUGUUAAGGAAAGUAACGUGCAGGCGGUAUUAGAUGAUGAAUUAUUAACAAUAAGACAAAAUUUAAAUCGCAUGAAAGAAGAAUUUAAAAUAUUAACGGAAAAAUUUGAUCAAGUACAAGAUGAAAAUGCAUCUCUGAAAAAUAAAAUGCAAGAUCAAAACUAUUUGAAAGGUGUUCUUCAAAGCAAAUCAAGUUUUAUUGCAGAACUGAGAAAAACUGUUUUACAUCAAGAAGAACUUAUUGCAUAUCAAAAAACGGCUAUAGAAAAUUAUUAUAAGGAUUAUGGAUAUUUCAAUUGUAGCGAAAAUUCGGGAAGAAAAAACAAAGCAAGGUUAAAACGAAAUCAAACGUUUGCAUUCGGAAAAAAUAUUUUUGAUGCCGAAGACGAAAAAGUCUCUCUUUUAACUUUUUCCAAUUUACAGAAGCUUUGGAAAGCAGAAGAAGAAAAGAAAAAGUUGGUUCAGCAAAUUGAAACAUUACAAAAAUCUCAUAAAAAUGAAUUAAGUAAACUACGAGAGAUUUAUUUGAAGCGUGUGUCACAGUCACAACAGCAAAUGGGUGACGUUGUUGCUCAAUUAAAACAAAAACUAAAGGCUUUAACAGAAAAAAACAAAGCAAACAGUGACCACAUAUUGUCAUAUCAAAAACCAAGUGCCUAUGAAACUAAUGAGAAGAAUAAAAAAGAUAAGGAAGAUUUGAAAAUAACGUCACCUGAUUUAUUAUUAAAAAUCCCUAGUUCCACAGCUUCAAUUUUCGUUCCUGUUACCGCUUUUCAAAAAAACCACGAUUCGAUUACAUUCCAUGUCACUUUUCCGGCUCAAAAGAUUUAUGUUUGUCCAAAAAAUAAAACGAUAGGUAUUAUUUCUGAUGUUUCGGAAACUUCUUGUGAAAUCAAUUCGUGCAUGUUAAAUAUUGAAAACCUACCUUGAUA
This is a messenger RNA of Hylaeus volcanicus, 1826 nucleotides long. RefSeq lists its product as uncharacterized. NCBI's taxonomy places the organism in Eukaryota, Metazoa, Arthropoda, Insecta, Hymenoptera, Colletidae. The transcript is spliced from 8 exons. Bases 1 to 1824 code for a protein of 607 amino acids. The record is from RefSeq and is a predicted model, not a curated record.